UCUCGCCUCAUCCAAGUGGCUCAGAGUCCACUGAGGCAAAGAGGGGAAGCGGGGAAGGAGAGCAGCAUUGUGACAGCCAGCAUCAGUCACAUUGGAGCAGUCCGAGUGAGCAGAGGAGGUGGGAGAUGAUUGGCAGCGUCUCUGCUGCUGAACUCUUCCUGAUCAUCUCUGAUUGAUUCUCUCUGUUCUCUGCGACUCGCCAGCAACAUGAGCUCCUCAUCAGCCAACCUUCACAGCAAACGCCUGCCCUCGGAGACCGAGCGUAGCCAGAGGCUCCCAGAUGUGGACGUGGCACAGCAGUUAAAGUUGAGAGAGAGACAGCGUUUCUUUGAGGAGGUCUUCCAGCAUGAUGUGGACGUCUACCUGUCCUCGUCGCAUCUUUGUAUCCGAGACUAUAAGAGACCUCCAAUAGGCAGCGUCUCGUCCAUGGAGGUGAAUGUGGACUUGCUGGACCAGAUGGAGCUGAUUGACAUCUCUGACCAGGAGACCUUGGACGUCUUCUUCAGCUCUGGGGGAGAAGAGGGGGUGCUGACCUCCCCGCUGCCAGGGCACGGAAACAAUAACAACAAUGAGGAAGUCAUCAGCAACGGACUCUUUCGACAUGUCCUCGAGGGUCUUGAUGCCAAGUCCCGCAUGUCCUCCACAUCCUCAAACUCCUCCUCUGACAGCCAAACCACCAACGCCAACGGAGGAGACACCCCCGUAGUCAGGUCAGACGAUGAGGAAACACACACCGGCACAGUCAAGCGAAGAGCCGUGCCUCCAGAGACAGAGAAGGGGAAAAGUCAGACUCCAUCAUCGUCUUCGUAGGACAGACCCUCUCCACAAUAGAUCUCCACCUCGGAGAAGUGAACUUUAGGGUGCGAGCUACUGAAAGAAGGCCUCUCACCUGCGACUGUCUUCCACACACUAGCUCUUAUCACUGCUUUGUACCUUUCCUUUUGAGUUAUGACUUGUGGGUUGGGUUCUGUGUGUGUUUCGGAGGUGCUGCAGACCAUGAGCUGUAACCAUGGAGAUUUCCCAUAUAUUCUCACCUGUUUCCAUUCAUGUUUUGGCAUGUUCUGACGGACAAGAUGUGUUCCCGUUUCUCACUUCAUCUGACUUGUUGUUGAUGAAUAAUGAAUUCUGUACAGUAUUAACACAACCCACAGACAGUAAAGCAGGAAUAAUGAAGUAAUAAUUGGAUGAUUUGAGGUACAUUUGACAAUAGAAGGCUUCAUGCUAUUAAUUGUAUUGUUUUUGAAAACAACACAUUGUCCUGCCGGUGCAAAUUGGCUUUCUAGCUCCAAUUUUAAAUGAAUCUAACAAGAUGUCUUUGUUUUAACAAUAAAGGAAGAGAGGAAAAUAUA
Perca fluviatilis (European perch) is the source of this 1349-nucleotide messenger RNA. RefSeq names its product dysbindin-like. Gene Ontology annotation, biological process: negative regulation of protein kinase activity. The coding region runs from base 208 to 810 and encodes 200 amino acids. Lineage: Eukaryota; Metazoa; Chordata; Actinopteri; Perciformes; Percidae. Gene Ontology annotation, cellular component: cytoplasm. The transcript is spliced from 4 exons. The record is from RefSeq and is a predicted model, not a curated record.